AUGCACUACCCAGUAGAAUGUCUUUUGAUCAUGCUGAAUGGUAAAUAUUUCGAACCUCUCAAAUGGAAUAAAUUCUUUUUAUUCAUAAGAAGCAAGCUGAUAACAUUCAUCCAGUCACCUGUGGAUACUUACAUCGAUUUUGGAAGUUAUAAUCUCUCCGGACCAACCAUCGAAAUACCAACAGAACAUUUGCAAAUAUUUCAAACUGAUUUCCAACCAAUUAAAACAGUGCUGACUUCCCCCCUAUCGCCGGAAAUGCAACAGGCGCGAUAUUCCAAGAUAUUAGAAGAAUCUGCCUCCAAAGCUGCCAGCAAAAUGCCCCAAUUUUUGCUCAAGAGCAAAUCUCACGGUGGAUUUUCUGUGCUUGUGGUGUUUAAGGAUGAAAAUAUGGCUAGAAGCAUUCAUAGCCUUCGUGAUAGUCUGGAGAAGAAGAGAAGAGCAGGUCCUAAGAUGUCGACUCCAAAGAAAACAUCCUUGAAGAUUCCAAGGAUACGCACAUCCGAAACUAAGUUUAGUGUUUGCAAGUCCCGACAUGACACUACUAGUACACCCAAGAGCGAAAGAAGCCGAUCUCUGCUAGGAAGUAGUUCAUUGUUAGAAAAGAUCCGUUCUAGGUCACGAAGCAAAACUCCUAGUGGUUCCAACAGAAGAAGGAGUAGAUCUUUCUUCGGUAGGAAAUCAUCACAGGCUCCAAUCCGCUCUGGUGAAGUGUUUCAAGUUGGUCUUAAGGACCAGAUUAUCAGCCCAGACUUCAAACAUGUUCCCCUGUUUCUUCAUCUCACCAUCACGGCGCUGGAAUCACACGGACUGCAUCAUGAAGGUCUAUAUCGAAAAUGUGGAAGCGAAAGAAUGAUCAACGAAUUAGUCCUCGUUGCAGAUUCUGGAAAGAUAAAUCCCGAAAGAGUGCUCAAAUUGGAAUGUUGGGAACACCCGCAUGUUAUAGCUGCGGCAAUCAAACGAUUUUUCCGCUACCUUCCAGAAUCUCUGCUCUAUCCAGAGGAGUGGAAGCCAAUUGUUGAUAUUGUUCCAAGUGAGGAUAUUCCGUUGACUGAGAAGAGCUACCAAGCGGUACUUGAGGCCGUUAGAAUUAACUUGCAAGAAAUGAAAUCCAGAGCCCGGGAGCAAAUCACAAAGACAAAAGAAGUCCCACGACCCUUGGGACUGAAGUAUAUUCAACCCACAUUCCAACGUCUUCGAAGGAGUUUGAGUGGAGAAUCCAUUGCAGAUAUAGAGAAGACACCAUCCUACAACAGCCGCAGAUAUUCAACAUUAAUAUUUCUUUUAAAUCACCUUCGCAGACUUAUUGAUAAUCAGGAAACGAAUAAAUGUUCUGCAUAUUGUGUUGCCACCAGUAUUGGACCAUCUCUUAUAGAUUUCGAAAUCGAGGAUACCAAGAAAUUCAAUCGAGUCUUUGAAAUUAUCCUGGGAAAUUGGAGAAUGCUUUCAGCAGAACAUUCAGAGCAGUUAGCUUUAGAGGAAGAAUGCCCUUUGAUGACAAGCAAGUUGAGCUUUGAGGAUUCCGCGUGUUCUGUGGAUCAAAGACUUGUAGAUAUGCGCUCAAAGCUAAGAGGAAUCUUUAUUGGGGCCCAGGAGAUUUAUGGUUAG
This is a messenger RNA of Rodentolepis nana, 1605 nucleotides long. Lineage: Eukaryota; Metazoa; Platyhelminthes; Cestoda; Cyclophyllidea; Hymenolepididae. The record is from the annotation of a GenBank genome assembly.